Sycon ciliatum is the source of this 1313-nucleotide messenger RNA. RefSeq names its product regucalcin-like. Gene Ontology annotation, molecular function: calcium ion binding; gluconolactonase activity. The record is from RefSeq and is a predicted model, not a curated record. The transcript has 15 exons. NCBI's taxonomy places the organism in Eukaryota, Metazoa, Porifera, Calcarea, Leucosolenida, Sycettidae. Gene Ontology annotation, biological process: L-ascorbic acid biosynthetic process. The coding region runs from base 269 to 1225 and encodes 318 amino acids.
GUUGCAGAGCUUCGAGAAGAUGACACUUGACAGCAGUACUUGGCAUCUCCACAAGCGAGGUGGAGAGAGUAUAGCUGAUUCUGAUAGAGUAAAUACUUCCAAGGGACUGCACCUGUGCAACAAAUCGUUCUGCCACUACCAGCUGAAAUAAUUGCCGUUGUGUACACUAGCUCCAGGCCAGGGCGUAGAUCUACGAAGGAACGUUUCUAAAAUAGUUUUUUCUUAAGUUGACUUGACUUCCUUGUUUCAAAUAUUUCGACGCCCCAGUAUGCCUCUUCCGAAACCCGACAUCUCCAAUGCGAAGGUUGAGCCGGUCGUGGACCAGAAGAUGGUGAUCGGCGAGGGCCCGCACUGGGACGAGCCCACGCAGACGCUGGUCUGGGUGGAUAUCUACCAAGGACUGGUCAUGAUCUACGACCCAGCAACAGGAGUGAACAAAGUAUUUGAUGCCAAGGAGCAGCUGACGAAACUGGGAGCGAAGGACAAUCGCCUAACCGUGGGUGCCGCGAUACCAAUUGCUGGUCAGCCUGGAAAGCUGCUGCUCGCUACGGGUAACCACAUUGGAACGUUGGACACGUCAAGUGGUGAAAUUGAAUUCAAGAGUGAAUAUUCAGAUGGUACUGACGACACGCGCUUCAAUGAUGCCAAGUGUGAUCCUUCUGGCCGCCUCUGGGCUGGCUCAAUGAGUUCGGAAGUAAACGCUAAGGUGCGCGAUCCUGAAGCUGGCAAUCUGUAUUUGGUUGACAAAGGAUUUGCUGUGUCGAGCCCAAAGGACAGCAAGUUUGCUAUCGCGAAUGGCCUGGCAUGGUCAGCUGAUGAAAAGACAAUGUACUUCGUAGACUCUACCCCCGGGGCCAUCUAUGCGUAUGACUAUGAUAACGCCAAUGGCACUAUCUCUAACAGGCGCACCCUGCUGGACACCUCCGGUCUCGGCAUUGGCUUUCCAGAUGGCAUGUGUAUUGAUAGUGUCGGUCGGCUGUGGGUGGCUGGAUACGCUAGCUCAGGAGUGCACUGCAUCGACCCGACUGCUCCUGAUCAAGCUCCGCUGACGAUCAAGAUACCGAAUGCCAAGUGUGUGACGUCAUGCUGCUUUGGUGGAAAGAACCUGGACGAACUUUACGUCACAACUGGCGGUCGGGAUGAUGACGAUGUACAUGCUGGCAAGCUGCACCGCAUCACAAACCUUGGCGCUACAGGCUUUGCUGGUCAGCCUUACAUUGCCUAGAUCCGACCCACUGUCCCAACAUUGCACCUGCAACCAAGCAAUACCAGCUGUGUACAACUAGUAGCAGCUCCAGUGAGCUAUUCAUUGA